Molecule: messenger RNA, 928 nt
Organism: Diospyros lotus (date-plum)
Lineage: Eukaryota; Viridiplantae; Streptophyta; Magnoliopsida; Ericales; Ebenaceae
Product: pathogen-associated molecular patterns-induced protein A70-like
Exons: 1
Coding region: 50-736 (228 amino acids)
Source: RefSeq, a predicted model, not a curated record
CCACCCCCCUCUUCUGUCUCUGUCUCUGUCUCUCUCUCUCUCUCGCGCCAUGGAUAAAGCGGCAGCUGGGUUCGGAACCAUGUGGGCUUAUAUGGCAAGCUGGUUCACGCCAACUAUCCUCUUCUGCGUGUUGAACCUCGUGAUCGGCACUAUCUUCAUGGCCUCAAAAUUCAAAACCGGCCGCCACCAGCAGCCAGACGGCUACGAACCCCAGCCCCGGCCCGAGCUUGGCCGUGCCCCAUCCUUGUUUGAGCGGCUUACGUCCAUCAAUCAUUCCCUGUACAACUCCGAUCCGCCCGAGACAUUGCAGCCAAACCGCGGCAGCGAACAGGCUGAACAGCACCCGCCGCCCCAGAUGGCCCGAACUCCUUCCUUCUUAGAACGACUCUGGUCCGUCAAUCUCUCCCGCAUGAACUCCGACCCGCCCGAGACGUUGCGACCAGCCGAGGCGGAGGCCGAGACCAAACAGCCUCUGGCAGACCGCCAAGUGGGGAGGAGCCAGUCCGAAAAGACCACGAGGAAGGCGGCGGCCUCUCUGGCGAGGAUGAGGAAGUCGGGUAGCGAGAAGGCAAGGUCGGAUGCGGUAGAAGCCAGUCGGCAAGCGACGGCGUCCACGGAGGACGAAGGGGUUGACGCGAGAGCCGACGACUUCAUCGGCCGGUUCAAGCAGCAGCUAAAGCUGCAGAGGCUGGAGUCCUUUGUCCGGUACAGAGACAUGUUGAACAGGGGCGCCUAGUAAGGCACGUUCACAUGCUGUGAAAGAUAUUUUCUUUUUAACUGUUGUCUCUCUGCAAAUUGCCCGAGUUAAGGGGUAUUUGAGUCAUUUUAAAAUUGUGGAGAUGUACAUGUACUACAUCUACUGGAUGGUGCAGCCUCAGGCUCAGCCUGUAGGAAUUGAAUUAUUAUGAUGCUAGGAGAGGACUUUGCC